Molecule: messenger RNA, 3052 nt
Organism: Xenopus laevis (African clawed frog)
Lineage: Eukaryota; Metazoa; Chordata; Amphibia; Anura; Pipidae
Product: E3 ubiquitin-protein ligase TRIM62
Exons: 1
Coding region: 151-1716 (521 amino acids)
Source: RefSeq, a predicted model, not a curated record
AAAAUGAUGUAGAUAACAGUUAUUUGAGUUAAUGUUGUUUUAAAAUGUUCUGUAACAUACAGAGUUAACGCAACUGAACAUUAGAAGAAGCCACACCCUUCAAGCUGAAUAAAAAGGUUCAGUUUCGUUUCUCUUUACUGACUUUUGAAAAUGGCUUCUGCUGUUCUAAAUGAUGAGCUUACCUGCUCUAUUUGCCUGAAUAUCUAUAGAGAUCCUGUGGUGUUACCGUGUAAACAUAAUUUCUGUAAGGAAUGCAUUUCUAACAUUCUAAACAGUCAGAGAAAGACUGGAAAUUACAUUUGCCCUGAAUGCAGAGCGGAAUUUAUGCAUCAGCCACCUCUACAUAAAAACCUGAAGCUCGGGAACAUUGUACAACGUUACCUUUGUACCCAGCAAGAAGAGGGCAAAUCUGAGGUCUUUUGUACUUACUGCAUCAACUCUCCAGUGCUUGCCGUGAAAACAUGUGUACAUUGUGAAGCCUCCUUGUGUGACAUGCACCUGAGAACCCACAGUAAGUCUGAGAAACAUGUUUUAGUUGAACCCGCUUCCUCCAAGGCAGAAACAAAUAAAUGUUUAAUCCAUAAUGAGCUCCUUAAGUACUUUUGCUCUCAAGAUUCUGCUCUGAUUUGUUUGAGCUGUGGUAAAGAGGGUAAACACCAGGGGCACAGGUUGGAACUGAUAAGUGCUGCAUUUGAGAAAAAAAAGACAACACUACGUUAUUUACUACAGGAGAUAAAUUCAAGAACAAUCGAAAAUGACAAACAACUGUGGAUGCUACAGAAGCGCAAAAAGAGGGUGCAAGACAAGGCAAGUGACAUGACAGAAAGGGUGGCUGCACUGUUCAGAGACAUAAGAGAAGAGGUCUUGGCACUAGAAAAUAAAGUCAUAAAUGAAAUCAUUACACAAGAAGAAAAACUCUCACGUCCCCUGGCUGAUCUAAUCCAAAAGUUAGAAAUGGAAACAACUGAUCUGCAUGCAAAAAAGUGUCAUGUUGAGGAAAUGUGUAGUGUCACAGAACCUCUAACCCUACUUAAGCAACCUGCCAUCAAUAGUGAUCUUGGAAAAAAACAUUUGAGGGAAGCAGAUAGUGAUGAUUUUGAUGAACUAACCAUUGCAAUGACAUUGCAGAAAGGUCUCUCCAGCCUGUCUGACACUAUUCCCAGACUGAAAAAAUCGAAGGGCUUCUUUAUGGAAGACGACUCUGACAUGAUUCUGAAUGUUGACACAGCUGACCUUAACAUUGCUCUUUCACCUGAUUUACAAAAUGCAUCUUACUGCCAGAAAGAAAAGUCACGACCCCAUCAUCCAGAGAGGUUUAUGACUCAACAAGUGUUAAGCAAAAAUAAAUUUUCAUCAGGACAACAUUAUUGGGAAGUAAAAUGUGCCAAUACAGGAGACUGGUACAUAGGUGUGACAUAUCAUAGUGUCAAGAGGAAAGGUGACAUGUCAUACAUUGGAAGCAAUAACAAGUCCUGGUGCUUAAGCUGCAAGGAUGAAGCAUUUACAGCAGACCAUGAUGAUGAGUCGGAAGAAUUAUGUUCAGAGCCAGACACUUUACAUUUUGGAAUAUAUCUGGACUAUGAGAGUGGGCAGUUGUCUUUUUAUGAAUUAUCUGAACCAGUCAAACAUUUAUAUACUUUCAAGGCAACUUUCACAGAACCGCUGCAUGCUGGCUUCUUUAUUGGGGAAGGUAGCUGGAUACAUAUUGGGAAAUAAGGGGGGAACUAUUUUUAUAAAUAAGAUACAAGUUGGUUAUCUGUCACAGGUUCAUAAGCUCUGGGUCAGGAUCCAAAGCUGUUUAGGGAUGGUCACCAUAUCCAUGUUGAUAAAGUGUACAAUUUUACUACAGUAGAAACAAAGCAUUCAUACACUAUACCUAAAAUUUAAAUGAACAAUCCACUAUUGCUAUUUGUAAAUGAUUCCAUAUGUGUGGCCAGAACACAAUACAGGUUUAGAAUCUGUUAUUCAUAAUGUUUGGCUCCUGGGGUUUUCUGUAUAAUGCAUCUUUCUGGACCUUGGAUCCUCAAACCUUCAGCCUACUAAAAAAACAAUGAAACAUUCAAUAAACCCAAUAGAAUUUUUUUGCCACCCAUAUAGAUUCAUGCAGCUUAGGAUCUAGUACAAUGUAUUAUUUUAUUAUUCAGGGAACAAGGAAAUAAUUUAAGAAAAAUAUAAUGAUUUACUUGAAAUAGAGAUUUAUUAGGAGCAAAGUCACUCAUCUGACAGCUGGUGAGUUCUUGUAGAAGUCAAUGUGAGUUGUAUUUUCAAAUUUAAGUUGUUUUUUUUGAGUUUUCAAGAUUAAUACAAUGCUACGGCAGAAAAAUCCCAGCCAUAUGUCCAAGUUACUCUUGUAUGACAUGUAUACUAAAAGAAUCUAACUUAGUUAAUUCUUUAAUAUAUCACACCUCAUAUAACAUCUAAUUUAACAAUAGUUACAGAAGAUCUAAUGUGAAAUCUUCACAACUGAGCUGAUUAUGAUAUUCCAACAUUUAACAAACUAAAACGGUGACACUACUUGGCCUUUUGGCUUGAGCAAUCAUGAAUUAAACAAGCUGAAAUGAUUGAACGGUCAUAAAUUGUAUAUUGACUAGACAGUAACAUUGGCCUGUGUAUAACCACCUUAAAGGGUAUUACCCCAUGAGCAUUUUUAAAGUGAGCUUGUUAGGUGCAUGGCUCACCCAUAAAUUGUCCUCUUACCCUACUAUCUUCCAUUAUCUUGUGCUCCUUUUCUUUCUGGUUGAUUUCCCUUUCUUUAAAAAAACAACUAUGGAUAGUGAAAUUACUUUGUAUUAUCUUGGCAACUGCACAGGAACAGCAUGCACAUUUGGUGCCUUGCAUAUGUACUGCAUUUCUAAUACACACUUUUUCCAUUUUUUUAAAAUCACAUAAAAACAUAAUUUAUCUCAAUUCAUUUUGUAUAUGAUUGCAUCAUCUACAUGCUCUUAUAUAAUUAAAAACCUUAUCAGAAUCAUUUUAUGUAAAGUUCAAAUUGCUGUAAUAUAUUGUGUGUUUUAUUUGCUCUUUAUUGUAAUAAAUAAAAAUGUUGAUUGGC